Molecule: messenger RNA, 9913 nt
Organism: Bactrocera oleae (olive fruit fly)
Lineage: Eukaryota; Metazoa; Arthropoda; Insecta; Diptera; Tephritidae
Gene: crb
Product: cell polarity complex component crumbs
Biological process (GO): heterophilic cell-cell adhesion; Notch signaling pathway; establishment or maintenance of epithelial cell apical/basal polarity
Cellular component (GO): protein-containing complex; plasma membrane
Molecular function (GO): Notch binding; calcium ion binding
Source: RefSeq, a predicted model, not a curated record
ACCUGUAUGCCGCGCUCAUUUCCACACGCUACCAGCAACGUGCGUACACAAUCGGUUUUUCCUUUCCAAGCAUGCGGUGAUUUCUAGCCGGCUAACCAACUUUACCUGUGCUAACUUUUGCAUUUGCUGUUAGCCGCACACUAACUAGCCUACUACUUAGUAGCCUAGCUAACUAGCGGUCAACAUUGUUAACAAAGUGAAACUUUAUUCGUGUUAUCUCGUUUCCGUGUGGCAGAACGUGUACGCCCGAUUGUGUUUGCGCGCCGAAUGUUGGUAGCCAGUUGGUGCUAGCGGCUGGCUUAGUGCAGCACGACAACCUGUAACUUCAGUUACGUUUUGAUUCUCGAACCUGUCGGAAGUUGUGGACAAAAGUGCUCGUAAGUGAAUUCGCUGAUUAAAUUGUGGCGGUUAGUGCGCGUCUGUGUGUGUGUGUUUGCGUGCGUGCAUAUGUGUGUUAGUGUAGUGCAGUGUAGCGCGUUAGUGUUGUUGCAAUGCCAGUUAGCACACAUAUUGCAAAUGAAAUGGCUACAUAGCGCUUUGGGCCAGUGCGAAUGAAAUGGCCAUAAACGGAAAGGUGUAAAUUUAAUAAAUGGCAAAAUGAAAGAAUGAAAAUUUUCACUACAAGUUUCAAUAAGAAAAGUAAAUGCAUAAUUAAAUAAGUGUUUGGAAAAAGUAAAUACAUAAUUACUAGUAUUGGAAAAAUAAUUAGAUGGCAUAGAAACGUGUUCAGAGAUUAUUCUAAAGUGUUGAAGAAUUGUUGGUAACGAAAAUUAAUGCUUCGCAGCCGGACAGUCCGUCAUCGUUAACGAAUUCGCAGCCACUUUUGAUGUUUUUGCUGUUGUUGUUGUUGUGUUGUGAGGCGAAAUAGGUUUUAAGACCAAGUUGAAAAGCAAUAGUAAUAACAACAACACUGGCGUAUGACAAAAUAAAAACAACAACAAUAAUAAACCAGUUUACAGCGCCUGAAUGCAUUGUUGUUGUAUAUAUGCUUACAUGUAUAUAAAUACAUAUAUAUAUGUACAUAUGUAUACAAAUAGAUACAUAUAUAUACAUAUGUGCGCAAAACAACAACAUAAAAAUGUGUGUUCUGUAAGACUGUCUUUUGUGUUAUGCUGUCGCAAGCGGGUUUGCGCGUUUAGACAACGCAUUGGCAACAAAUUUAAUUGUAGAAAAAGAAUUAAGAAAAUAAUAAAAAAUAUAAAAGAUUAACAAAUAUAAACGAAAAGUUCAAAAAAAAAAAUUAAGAAAAAAUCCACAAAAAUUUAAAAUAAAUAAAUAACGAAAGAAGUAAAAGCUAUACAAGUAAUAAUAACAACAGACACAACCGUUAUCAACGUAGUCAAAGUGAAAAAGUUGUAAAAAUUAACAAUAAUAACAACAAAGCGCAGCAUGCGCUGCAAACCGAGCAACGCAAUUGAAGUAAUUGGAAUGCACGCUGUUGCGAGCAGCCACUUUGACAGCAGCAGCGACCGCACCAUGUCGUUAACAACAAAAAGCAUAACAACAAUGACUACGACAACGACAAGGAGGCAAAGGGCAAGUGUCCAGCAACAAGGUUGCGCAAAAUAUGCGACCCAGCGCGGUUGUGGUAGCAGCAGCGCGCAGCUGCAUUUUCCUCGCGCGGCGGCUGCGAAAGCGCAAACGCAGCGGAUGGAGUCCAUCUACCGCCUGACAGCAUUCUUCACGCCCCGUUGCUUGUUGCUCGCGUUGCUGCUAUGUUUCACACACGCUCUAGGUUUAAUUAAAUUAGUACAAGCCACCUCGCCCGGUGUUACAAGUACGGAGGCAUAUUUCAAUGGUUCGGCCUACCUACGACUGCUGACACCGAUGCCAAUUUGGGAUCAUUCCGCCAUAAGUUUUCGGUCUUGUCGCGGUGGUGAAAUUUUAGCUCAACAAUAUAAUAAGAACUCAUUCGUCAUCACUGUGCUGAGUGAUUUUCUGCAAGUCUCACUGGCCGGUCCGGCGGUGAUUGGCCCCAACAACCGUUUAGACGUUAAGCUACCCUAUCACUUACUCGACAAUCACUGGCACACGUUACAGUUCAAGUACGAAUAUGGUAAUCUCUACUUGUACAUCGAUCGCACGUCGUUAGUUUUCGCGAAUUCCACGUAUAACAGUCAAUUUUUGACCAAUCAAGAUAUCGGCAAUGAGGCGGCUAUUUUAAUAUUGGGCAACUCAUUUAGCGGUUGUCUACAAGAUGGACCCGGUUUGCUCUUCAUCAAUGGCUCUGUGCAGAAUGUCGUCUACGGUCCUUGUCCGUUGAGCACCGGUCCGUGUGGCGAUCACGAUGCACUCAUGCUUGGACAAGAUAAUUAUUGCUCAAAUAAUCCAUGUAUGAGUCAUGGUCAGUGUACACCGUUAAAUGAUGGUUACGAGUGCCGUUGUACGCCGCGUUAUACGGGUAAGAACUGUCAGAUCGAUAACGGUUCGCCGUGUGCGCGUAAUCCCUGCGCAAACGGCGGCAACUGUACCGAAGACGUACGCGGCGAUUAUCAGUGCAAAUGCACAACGAAUUACAGCGGACGCAAUUGCGAAACGGAAAUCAAUGUACACCCUGCCUGUCAACCGAACCCGUGUCUAAAUAACGGCGCUUGCAUCGUUGCGCCGGGUACUAUAAAAGUCGAGUGCGAAUGUGCCAAAGGUUAUGCGGGUGCGCGCUGUGAAAACGAUGUGGACGAUUGCGCUUCGCAGCCUUGUCUGAAUAACGGACGUUGCCUGGAUUUAGUAAAUGGGUUCACAUGUGAUUGCCGUGACACCGGCUUCACGGGUCAACACUGUCAAACGAAUAUCGACGAAUGCGAGGGCAGUCCGUGUAAACAUGGCGGCCGCUGUUACGAUCGCUAUGGUUGGUUCAUCUGCCAGUGUCCUGAUGGUUGGGCUGGUGAAACGUGUGAGGAGCCAACGAACUGUAAGACGCAACAGUGUUUGAACGGCGGCACCUGUGUGAAUAAGACGAUCGGCUUCUAUUGCCAGUGCGCGCCAGGCUAUAGUGGUGAGCUGUGCCAGCAGAGCCCACCGUGUCCGCAGUGUCCCAUCGAUUCGGAGUGUAUUGGAGGGAAGUGCAUAUGUAAGCCAGGCACAACGGGCCCAAUUGGCCAUUGUUUACCAAUACCGACAACACCGCCACCACCACCAACAACAACGACAACAACAACUGCAACACCACCACCAGACAAUUUGGUGGUUGCUAAUGCAGCAAAAACAACAGCCGCCGCAGCAGCAGCAACAACAACAACAACAACUGCUACUGCAGGACAAUUGACAGCGACAGCAGCGAACAUAACAACACCAACAACAACCGCAACUGCAACAACGACAACAGCUAGAAAUACGGCAACAACAACAACCACAACAACAAAAAACACACAUAAUCCGCUAUUAUCACAUUUGGCUCAAUUGAAAGCAUGCCCCCCCGAUAAUUGCUUGAACGGUGGUACUUGUAGUGGCAGUGCUUCAAAUUUUACUUGUUUAUGUGCUAGUGGAUACACAGGUUACAACUGCGAACUGCCCGUGACAGAUGGUGCGACAAAUGUGCCAUUGACCGGCAGCGGUGCCGUCGGCAACAGUCCCAUUAGCUCCGCAAUCAAUUGCAUCAAUGGUGGCAAGUGUUUGAAUGGCGGCACCUGUUCGAUGAAUGGCACACAUUGUUAUUGUGCCGGUGGCUUUUCGGGUGAUCGCUGCGAGAAGGCCGAACCUUGUACGGCGCUUAAUUGCCAAGAGCCAAUGGUGUGCCAGUUGAAUAAGUGCGUCUGUCCGGAGAAUAAGAUCUGCACGGCUUGCUCGGCACAACCGUGUCGCAAUGGUGGCGUCUGUACGGAUCUAUCAAAUGGCGAGUACACCUGCAGCUGUACGUCCGGCUGGACGGGUCGUACAUGCAUGAAGGAUGUGGAUGAGUGCGCUUUGGAUCCGAAUAUUUGCGGUAAUGGCAUUUGUAAGAAUGAAGAUGGCUCGUACAAGUGCUAUUGCACGCCCGGUUUUACGGGUAAACACUGUGACUCGGAUGUGGAUGAGUGCUUGAGUCAUCCGUGUCAGAAUGGCGCGACCUGCAACAAUAAGCUGUUCUUUUUUAAAUAUGGAAAACAUCGGAUUUUGAGACAAAUCAACGCCUACGAAUGUGUCUGCCAGCCCGGCUAUACCGGUAUUAACUGCGAAAUCGAUAUCAAUGAAUGCGACAGUAAUCCCUGCACGAAGGGCUCGACAUGCAACGACAUGAUCAACAAUUUCACCUGCUCCUGUAUACCUGGCAUGACGGGCCGCUUCUGUGAGAACGAUAUCGACGACUGUAUCUCGGCGCCUUGUCAAUACGGCGGCCAUUGCAUAGACGAAUUGGGCGGCUUUCGUUGCGAUUGUACCAAUACCGGCUAUCAGGGCCAACUCUGUGAGUUUAAUAUCGACGAAUGUGAAUCGCAACCCUGUCAAAAUGGCGCUGCUUGCAUAGACGAUGUAAAUGAUUACCGUUGCAAAUGUUAUCCGGGUUAUAUGGGGAAGAAUUGUGAAAUCGAUAUUAAUGAAUGUGAAAGUAAUCCCUGCUUGUAUAAUGGUAAUUGUUUGGAACGUUCUAAUAUGACAUUGUAUGCCCUAAGUCAAACGAUGGAUUUGCCAGAGUUCUUUAGCCGCCAAUUCUCCUAUCAAAAUGCGAGCGGAUACGAAUGCGUUUGUGUCCCAGGUAUUAUGGGUAAGAAUUGCGAGAUCAAUAUUAAUGAGUGUGAAACGAAUCCGUGCGGUAAACAUGGCACCUGUAACGAUGGUAUCGGCACAUAUACCUGUGAUUGUGACCCGGGCUUCGAAGAUCGACAUUGUGAGACCAAUAUCGACGAGUGUGACCGGUAUCAACCCUGUGGCGCACAUGGCACCUGUAUCGAUGAGAUCAACGACUAUACCUGCGAUUGUGACGCUAAUUACGGCGGUAAGAAUUGUUCGGUGCCAUUGAUUGGUUGCUUGAGCGCGCCAUGUCAAAAUGGUGGCAACUGCAAGCCAUAUCUAGUCAACGAAACCGAGCAUCUCUUCAACUGUACGUGUCAACAUGGUUUUCAAGGGGAUAUUUGUGAGAAGACAACAACGAUUUCAAUGGUUGUAAGUAGUUUAAUAACGGUAAAGACGCAACGUGAGGAGGGUUAUGAUAUAAAUCUACAAUUCAAAACCACAUUACCGAACGGUGUACUAGCUUUUGGCACAUCGAUCGGACACAAUGAACCCGUUAGUUAUAUAUUGGAAUUGAUUAACGGUCGCUUGAAUUUACACUCUUCGCUGCUGAAUAAAUGGGAAGGCGUCUUUAUUGGCUCCAAAUUGAACGAUAGCAAUUGGCAUAAAGUAUUCGUGGCCAUUAAUACUUCGCAUUUGGUGCUCUCAGCGAAUGAUGAGCAGGCCAUCUUUCCCGUGGGUUCGUAUGAGACCGCAAAUGGCAGUCAACCGUCGUUUCCGCUCACAUAUUUGGGCGGUACAAUACCGAAUUUAAAAUCAUAUCUACGUCAUCUGCCGCAUCGUCCGUCGAGCUUUGUCGGUUGCAUGCAGGAUAUUGUCGUUAAUGGCAAGUGGAUCUUCCCCGAAGAGCAAGGCAACGAAAUAGAUACGAAUUUGACAAAUAUACAGGCCGGCUGCCCGCGCAGCGAGCAAUGCAUACCGAAUCCGUGUCAUUCGAAUGGCGCAUGCACGGAUUUGUGGCAUACAUUCUCAUGCACUUGUCAGCGGCCACACUUCGGACACACCUGCAAAUACAACAUAACUGCCGCCACAUUUGGCCACGAGAACACCACGCAUUCGGCUGUUGUUGUGGAGACGAACGACUCGGCUCGUCGUGCCAUACGUUCCAUACUAGAUAUAUCCAUGUUUAUUCGCACACGCGAGCCAACUGGACAGGUCUUCUAUUUGGGCAGCGAUCCAAAGAAGGUCACUCCAAAGGGAGCAACUGAUACUGGCGAAUCGUAUGUAGCCGCUGAACUGCAUGGCGGAGAAUUGCUGGUAAAAAUGCAAUUUAAUGGCACACCCGAGGCCUACACUGUCGGCGGCAAUAAGCUUGACAAUGGCUACAAUCAUCUCAUCGAAGUGGUGCGCAAUCAGACGCUCGUACAGGUUAAACUCAACGGCACUGAGUACUUCCGUAAGACACUUUCCUCCACUGGUUUACUCGAUGCCCAGGUGCUCUACCUUGGCGGACCACCAGUUGGUGUGCAAACACAAGCACCAACAACCGCUGGUACUGAUCCAGCGGCAGCAACGCCCGAAGAGAAUGUCGUAAAUAAUGAAGUCGAUGAAAAGGACUACUUCAAGGGUAUCAUACAGGAUGUGAAAGUAAGCAAUGGCUCACAUACGAUGAUUGUAGAACUAUACCCAUUGAAUGAGGACGAUCUGCUCUUGCCACCCUCGUUCGGUGUGGUCACCAUUGAUCGUACAUCGGUACUGAAAGGUGAAGUAACGGAUGAUUUGUGCCGUAAGAACCCCUGCAAGCACAAUGCCGAUUGCCGGAAUACAUGGAACGACUACGUAUGUACCUGUCCGAAUGGUUAUAAGGGCAAGAAUUGUCAAGAGAUCGAGUUUUGUCAGCUAGUCGAAUGUCCGGGUAAUAGUAAAUGUCAGAAUCUCGACGACGGUUAUGAGUGUUUGACGAACAUCACAUUCAAGGGCAAUGAAAAGAAUCCCUUGGCGUUCACUUACUACGUAGAGCAAAUGCCUGAUGAACCAAAAAUGUUGGUGCAACCGGUUAUAGAGAUCGCGUACAGAACACGAGCUGGCGGCACACUAUUUUUCAUAGAAAAUGGUGAGAGCUUCUUUGAAAUUGGCGUGAAUCAGGGACAAGUGACGGUCACUUGGAAGUUGAGUCAGGAGGCAUUUGGCGAUACCAAGCGCUUUACCAAAGACACAUCUGGUCCCACUCACAUGGAGAUGAUGAAUGAGCCAGGCUGGAACCGCAUUUACUUACGCGCGCAAGGUGGCAAACUCGAGGGCGGCUGGAAGGGUUGGGAGAGCAUGGUCGAUCCGUCACCCGCUUUCUCCGCCGACAUAGAUCAACAAGCUUUCCAAGAACUACUCUCCAGUGACACUCAGGUUUAUCUCGGUGGCAUGCCCACUGAUAGUCGGCAAGCGCGUGGCAGCAGCUCAGCACAGCAGGGCUCACAAUUCAAGGGUUGCUUGGGCGAGGCACGCGUUGGUGAUCUCUUGUUGCCUUAUUUCUCGAACGCAGAAAUGUAUCCACGCACUGAGAACGUCUCGGUGCAACCACACUCGCAAUUCCGUCUCAAUUCGACCAAACCGGAUGAGGGUUGUGUGCUCUGCUUUAAUACGGACUGCAAGAAUGGUGGCUACUGUAGCUCACCGUCCGAGCAGUAUGCCUGCACGUGUCUGCCUGGUUAUGAGGGGGAGGACUGCGCGACCGAUAUAAAUGAAUGCCUGAAUGCAACUUGUGAGAAUAAUUCCACUUGCAUUGACAAAGUCGCCGACUUCCAAUGCCGUUGUCUACCGGGCUAUGACGGACGUCUGUGUGAACAUAAUAUUGAUGAGUGCGCCUCGCAGCCCUGUCAUAAUGGUGGCAAUUGCACGGAUCUAAUUGCCGCCUUCCAUUGCGAUUGUGCAGAAGAAUAUGCGGGCGCUCAGUGCGAUUUCUUGAAACAGGUCACCUGCGAUAAUUUGCCCUGCCGCAACGGUUCGACUUGUGAGGAUGGAUUUAAUGCCAAUACCAACAACAACUUCACUUGCAUUUGUAUGCCCGAUUUCGAAGGACCCUAUUGCGAUGUGCCCUUCUGCGAAACGACGCCGUGUCAAAAUGGCGGUCUCUGCAUAUUCGCAGACGCUUACACACCACUAUGUCAGUGCAGUUUAGGUUAUACAGGUCACCUAUGUGAAAAGGAUAUCAAUGAGUGCGAUCCCAAUCCAUGUCUCAAUAAAGGCAUGUGCCACGACCUUAUCGGCGCCUAUCAAUGCAAUUGCACCGGCACCGGCUUUGAGGGCAACAAUUGCGACAUCGAUAUCGAUGAAUGUGCCUCGGGUAUUGAGUACUGUGGCGGCUUAGGACGCUGCAUCAAUUUACAGGGUUCAUUCAAAUGCAUCUGUCAGGAUUCUUUCUGUGGCGUCUAUUGCAACUUUACCGAUCCGUGCAAGAAUGGUGAGGGUUCACCGUGUAUGAAUGGCGGCAGCUGCCAGGAGGCGUGCGGCGAUGAAGCGGACUAUAAGUGCACCUGCAAGGCCGGCUAUGAGGGCAAGGACUGCACACUGGUGAUGGCCGCCAAAGAUGAGGGUCCCUCCACUGCCGACAUCGCCAUCAUUGUAAUACCCGUGUUGGUGGUGUUGUUGCUGAUUGGCGCGGCGCUGUUGGGCACAUUUUUGGUUAUGGCGCGCAAUAAGCGUGCGACGCGCGGCACUUACAGCCCCAGCGCGCAAGAAUAUUGUAAUCCGCGCCUGGAAAUGGAUAAUGUGCUGAAGCCACCGCCAGAGGAGCGUCUAAUUUAGUCGUUGACAGUUAUUUCGUCUACUUUUUAUUCUAAAUUAUAUUUGUAAUUAAUGUUGACUUGGCACGAUAGUGAUGUAUGAAUGAAAGUAAAACCGUUACUAUAAAGUCUUUAUCCGCCCAUUAAGUAUAGUGAUAGUGAUUAAUUAAGUGUUUAAGCGUACUAAUUACGAAUUAUUGCUCAUUAUAGCGGUUUAGAAGACAUUAAGCGCGUUAAAAAUAUCACACUCGCAUUCGCUAGAUUUCAGCAAGUUCGAAAUAAGUUUACGCCUAGUAAUUAGAAAAAAGCUGCUUAAAAAUGCAACCGUGACAUAAAACGUUAAGAAAAAAAUUUAGCUAGCGAGUGUAAAUUUUUUUUUUUUUGGAAAUUUUGGCGCAGAUUUAGGGUAAUUAAAUAAAUUAAAAUAUAUGUUUGAUAUAAUGUAACUAGUUAGCUCAGACAACCUGUUUAUGUGCUCAGUUCAAAUACAGUGUACUUUCAUAGACAUAUAUUAUACAUGCAUAUUUAUAAUUUUACUUGAAAAAAAAAAUUUAACAAAUAUUUAUAGUUAAAUAAUCGUAAGGUUUAAAACCUCAGUAUUGUGUUUGAAUGCCAAGUGAGCAGUAAAAUUAUUUUUAAAAAAUUAUAAAAAAAAUAUUCAAACAAAAUAUUUUAAAAAAUAUAUAUAAAAAUAUUUAAAAAUAUAUAUAUAUAAAAAAUAUUUAAAAAAAUUUUAGAAAAUAGUCGAAGAAAACUUAAAAAAUAACUAAAAUGUUGAAAUUUUAAAAUUUAAUAUUUAAAAAGUAUAUAUUUAGAAAGUAAAAUUUCAAUUAAAAAACAAAUUAAUAUUCAAAAAUUAAAAUUAAUAAUUAAAAAUUUUAAAUUUAAAAUUUUUAAAUUCAAAAAUUUAAUAUUUAAAUUUUUUUAAAUUUAAUAUAUAUAUUCAAAAUUUAAAAUUUUCAACUUUAAAAUAUAAAAAUUAAAAUUCAUAUUUUAAGUAUUUAAAAAUUAAAUAUUUAAAAUAUAAAAUACAAAAUUUAAAUUUCAAAACCUAAAAAUUACAAAUUACUUAAAAAAAUGUCAAUAAUUAAACAUAUUUGUGAGAAAACAAAAAAAAAAAUUUUUUGUGUAAAGCAAACUCCUCACUAUGGACUUCCAAACAAAAGUGCUCUAGAAUAAAUAUAAAUCAAAUUUAUGUAUUUGUCUAAGCAUAAUUUAGUGUAUUUCCAAUACAUAAGUUAAAUACCACGACUACAACUACAACAAUCAAUCUGUGGCCUUAUUUUGUGUAAUCGUAUACCUUUAAUUCAAUUCGUGUUACCGUUAUUUAGAUUUUUUAUCGUAUAUUUACUUAUUAUGUUAAUCUAUACAUACAUGCAUACAUUUAUUACAAAUACAUACAUACAUAAAUAAAUACGUUAACUUAAGAGACUGUAUUAUAUUAAAUCGACUAAUUUAUAUUUAAUAUUAAUAAAGACCUUUAAACAUAACUUAAA